UGUAAUCAUUAAAUUUUUGCUUGGGCGUUGAAAUCAACAUGAAACUAGUGGUCAAGUAUACCAUCCCAGUUCAUGCGGUGCAUUUUCAGAUUUAAGAAUAAGCUGGAAUCGACGCGGGAGAGAAAAGUGUCUAAAUGCUGAGUGUGUCGGUGUGUCUUUAGUUCAGAAUUCACGUUGUGAUGUUGAGUGAUUUAAUUGAUUGAAUGAGUACGAAUUAGGUGGGCUAAUUCCGCUGAUUAGUAUAGGUGAAGGCGAUGUGACAAUGUCUGAAGAAAUAGGUUUAAUUUACAUAAACCUAAGUCAAUUAUUAGAUGAUAUAUGCUUAUUUCUGAGAGAUGGCGUUAACAAAGAAAUAUUCUCUUCGGAAACUCAAAAACAGGCUGAAACAUUGAUAAAACGUUCCAAAAUUCAAUUGCAACAGAUUUCGAAUAUUACCAAUGGAGAGUGUUACAUGCAAAUGGACGAGCAGAGGACGGUGGAUGAUGAUAAGGAAGACGAAGAGGUAGAAGAGGAGGAUCUUAUAUAUAUGGAUGCAGAGGACGAGAAGGAAAUUCCAGUGGAGAACAAUGAUGUGUGUCCAUUUGCAGGUGUACCUGUGAGAGAUCUACCCCUCGAUGAUAAACAUGGUUACAUUUAUAUGAAGACGAAGUUCAUAUUUGGUUUUGAAAAAUUGAAAAGAAUAUACGCUGUGAUACACAAGGAUUGGUUCCUCAUAUACUCCAAUGAUAAGGAUUCCAAACCAUGUAACGCCUAUUGCUUGAGAAUACAUAAGGCCCAAAUGAUAGCAACGACGAAACAGGGGGAGCAUGAAACUGAAUUGUUCGCCUUGAUCAAUCAGAAUACCAAGCAGAAGUGGCAGUUCUUAGCCCAGACCCACAAAGAUAUGCUUCAAUGGAUAACAAGAAUCAACAGAUACAGUCAGAACGACGAAAGGCAGCCACACAAAUUUGAAAAAUCGCCACGUAUUGAAGAGGUUCCAGUGAUAGAAACAUGCAUCAAUAGUGAAGAAGAUAGUGAUGAGGGGGAGCACUACGAUACGGUGAUUUUAAAAGUAGAAAACGGCAUUAAGAAAGAAGAAAAAUUAGAAGAUGAAGAGGAAGAAAUCUAUGAAGUUAUAAGGCCACAAAGUCCACAUAAAAGUUCACAAAAUCCAUUUCCCAAACCUGAAGUGGUAACUCUUCCGACCAAGAGGCAACAGACUCCUUUGCCACCAUUGCCUGUGGAACGGAAGGAAUCUUCAGAGUCACUUGUUUCGUAUGAUAAUCCAGUUUCCAUGGAACAAUGGGGCAAACAGUCUACCAUUUCAGAAACCCCCUCGUUUUCUGAAGAUGAAGAACAGGAGAUCUAUGAUGUGUUGGUAGCGGCGUCUCCAACAGUGCAAGAAAAUGAAGACGAGCAAGUAUCUAUCGAUCUUACAGAGACACCUAAGAAAGAAGUGACAGGAUCUCCACUCAUUUCGUCGCUAAAGGAGAAAUUGUUGCAAUCAUCCCCAGUGACGAUGCCAAAACAAAAACCGCCACCCCCAAAAAGGCUAUCAACUGAUAGAAAAUUGUCGAUUAAUUCGAUGGGUUCGCCGAAUAAAGAUCAAUCGCCGAAGUCUUCUCCUUUGAGAAAUCCGUUUAGGCCAACAUCUUCCAAUAACUCACCAACUUCUCCAACUAUGAAGAGCAGUUUUCCUAAACCUAACCUCCAGCCUAAACCGUCACUCUUGACAAAACCGAAAAUUGAUGUUAAGCUUAUUAAACCAGCGGGGAACACAAAAUCUUCCACUAAACAAGUUAUGAAGCUAGCUAAAGAGAUCAGUUUGAAAUAAUUGAUACUUCCAAACAUUCGAAAGAUAUAAUGAUAUAUAGAGCAUAUUUCCUACAGUUAUUUUAUAUAUUUUUGAUAAUAAAUAAUGAAAUGUU
Molecule: messenger RNA, 1907 nt
Organism: Coccinella septempunctata (seven-spotted ladybird)
Lineage: Eukaryota; Metazoa; Arthropoda; Insecta; Coleoptera; Coccinellidae
Exons: 6
Coding region: 263-1813 (516 amino acids)
Source: RefSeq, a predicted model, not a curated record